This is a messenger RNA of Cladocopium goreaui, 1547 nucleotides long. NCBI's taxonomy places the organism in Eukaryota, Dinophyceae, Suessiales, Symbiodiniaceae. The record is from the annotation of a GenBank genome assembly.
CUUCCAGCCGCACGACAUGCCUACGCCCCGGCGAACGACUUAGCGGCACGUCAUGGCGUCGCCGAAUCAGCCCAGCGGUGCAAGUGCGGAGCCCAACAGCGAUGACCACGGGAAGAAGGAGAAGGCCGAGACGCCCGGUGAGGGCCAUGGCCUCUUCCACGCGCAGCGGCUGCGCGACAUGGCGGCGGAGCUGCGACAUAUCCACGACAUCACCGCGGAGCUGCCCACCUUCCACGACGUGGCAACGGAGCUUUCCAGUAAGGCCACGGAGCUCUCCGCCAAGGCCCAGGCCACGGCCACGGAGCUCUCCGCCAAGGCGCAGCAGACGGCCACGGAGCUGUCCGCCAAGGCCCAGGCCACGGCCACCGAACUGUCGGCCAGGGCGCAGGCUACGGCCACCGAGCUCUCUGCCAAGGCUCAUGAGCUGUCUGACUCGAUCUUCAAUCACAUGUUUCGCUAUGAGUCUGCGGUGCAAGCCAGACGGAGAGCCUUGAUGCUGGUGGAUGUGCUCGUGGAACGCCCUUGCGCGGGGCGCCUGAAACGCCGCUGGGUGUUACUGGCCACCUGCGUGACCUUUUGUUAUCUGCGCUACGUGCUGCCGGUGCUCACCUGUUGGGGUUCCAGACAUUGGGAGCAGAGCGUGGACGCCAGCGAGUUUGAGGAAACGGUGGGAGGCCAUAACUCCCACGUGAGCUUUGCCGUCCUCUUCCUGGUAUCCAUUGGUUACCUUUCGAUGCUCCAUUGCUCGGCACGAUUGAUGGAGGCGAGGUUGCCGAUUCAGAGCAGUAUUUUUGAGAUGCUGGUGGUGUACAACAUGACCCAGAUGCUCUUCAAUGCCUUUGUCAGCAGUCAACUUCUACGCGAAGCUUGGGCGCAAGGCUUCAAAAGACCCUGGGGAAAUGUCUUCACCUACACGAAGGAAAGCCACCGCUUGGGCUACUUCAUCUGGCUGCACUACCACGGCUGCCAACUGGAACUGCUUGACACGCUUUUUAUAGUCAUUCGCAAGAAGUUCCAAAAGAUCACCUUCCUCCAUGUCUGGCUGCGACUGCUGAACAUGUGGGGCUGGUUUUUCGCUUGCCGCUACGCGUGCGGCGGCGACACCUAUUUUCCCGCCUCCGUCAAUGCUGCCACCCGUGCGGUGGUCUACGCUUUUUAUAGUUGGUCCUUGCUGACGGACCUGGGAGUUCCGCUGGUGCAGAAGGCGCACAUCACGGAGCUCCAGAUGUUUCAGUUUGCCAUUUGCGCCUGUCACGCUUUGUUUUGCAUGUACAAUUUCUGGAAUAUGCAGAUUCCCAGAAUCGUCUUAGUGAUCUACUUCAUGGUGAUGCUGAAUGGCUUGAUGCUCUACACAGACUUCCACUACCAGGUGGAAGGUAAGAGUGAGGCCAAGGUACAGACUGUCCGCAAGGUGAGUAUAGCCUUUGACUCCAGCGGAUGGAUGUAUUGCUAUCACUUCGGUGUGGCUGCGUGGUUGCGAGAGCACAUGAUGCCUGAAGACCUUACCACAGAGGCAGGGACUGGGAGUGGUCAAGACGGAAGGAAAA